UCUACCGCGGUUUCUCUGCUCUGCAAGUCGCGGCGAUUCGCGCGAAGCCUCCGAAUCCGAGCCGCGAAAUUUUUAACACACGCCGGCCGGUAGUUUGUAUUGCGAGCGAUGUUUUUUUCCGAGGAAAAUUUCGAAAGUUUUUUGAUUUUCCCUUUCGACUGGUAGCCGGGAUUUGGGGGCAGAGUGACGGGGCGAAUCGAUGAUUUCUGACUUUUUCAGAUUUAUUUGCUGUCUUUCUGAUUGACAGUUGGGAGAAAUGUCAAGACGUCGGUGUACGUCAGCAAUAGCGCUCGGCGCAAUAGUGUUUUUGUGCGCAACCGUGAUAAUUGUGUGGGUGCAGUUUAGUCAGGGCGCAUUUGAUAAACGACGGCUUAGCGAUGAUGCUAAUAAUAGUACGGCCCUGCAUUUUGGGACGAUGAUGCAAGAAACCACCUCAAAAUCGAUCAAGCCCGUCAAAUUUCAAUCGGUUACAUUUGAGGCCGAUAUGAGUGAGGAGACGAAAGCCAAACCUACUCCACAUAAAAAGAAAGAAUUCAUUGAAGAUUCUCAUCUGGAUGAUCUUGGAGUUCAAGAGGCAGUUUUUGUAAAACCGCUGAAAAUCAACCCUGAUGAUGAAACUGUUCAAUAUGAUCAAAAUUCAACAGUAGUGAAACACCAUAGUGGACAUUUCAGGCAUAAAUCGGCGGAAAUUUGGGAUCCUCAUCCGAAAUAUCAGAUCGAAGCUUUUGGCAAAACAUUGAUGUUGGAGUUGGAGCACGAUGAUAAAUUUGUAGCUCCCGGACUACAUAUUGUGACACAUGGACAGGACAUUGCCCAUAGACGGCCUCAUGACCCGAAAGUUUCGGGUUGCUUCUAUACCGGGAAACUGCAAAACGACUCCAACUCUGCUAUCUCCGUGAAUCUUUGCCACGGCAUGACUGGUUACAUCAGAUCCUCUACGGCCAACUAUUACAUCGAACCCGCGGAGAAUUUCACCAGCGGAACUUUGGGUACCAUUCUACAUAGAAUCAAGAUUCUGCCGCACGCUUUGGAAGAUAGCAACGACAUACUGGCAUUCGAAGGAUCGCUUGAAGCGCAAGUUAAGACUGAAAAUGAUUCUUCAAAGAUUGUUGAUGAUGAUUUUCCCGCCGAGAUCGUUGAGCGACAUCACGUCAUUCGGAAGCGAUUCGUCUCCUUUGACGAUGAAGUCCUAUACGAUCCCAAACUGCACGAAGAUAUUCCGCAGGAGUAUUUGCGAAGGUCGAGGAACACGGACUGGAGCAGUGGAUAUACGAAACGGAGUAAUGAGUACUUUAUAAAAGUGCUGGUGGUUGCCGAUAGCACCAUGUUGGAGUACCAUAAGAGUCAUGAGGAACUCACCAAGUACAUACUGAUAUUAAUGUCUCACGUGUCUCUUUUAUUCAAGGAAGCUUCCAUUGGAAAUGCCAUUAAUGUUAGUGUGGUUCAUAUCGAGAUACUGGGUAGCCCGAUGCAUGAGUUUUCAAAUUCUCUUUCGCAAGACAUGCUGCGUCGUUUUUGCGAAUGGAAACAGCGAUUUAUUUUGAAUAACGCCCACGACGUAGCUCUUCUUUUAACAAGACGAACAAUUUGCAAAAAUCAAACAUCCUGCGCCACUCUGGGGGUCGCUGAAGUCGACUCCAUGUGUAGGCCUUCAGGAUGCACCAUCGUUAGAGACAAAGGUUUAUCCACAUCUUAUACAAUCGCACACGAAUUCGGACAUACAUUGAGUAUGGUGCAUGAUGACGACAAUAAGUGCACGCAUCAUAACUCCCGAACUCCCCACAGCAAUAAUAUUAUGAGCAGAACGACCAAGAAUGAUUCGAAGCCUUUUAUGUGGUCUCCCUGUUCCAGACAAUACGCUACUGAUUUUUUGGACUCCCCAAGAUCAAAGUGCUUGCUGUAUCCUCCAUCGAACAAUGAGAUUCUUGCCAACUAUACGCAAAUGUUGCCUGGAGAUACUUUUGAGGUGGACCGACAAUGCGAGCUGGAAUUCGGCCCUGGACACACGCGAUGCACGAUGGCUCUAGAUCCUCCCUGUGUACAUCUGUGGUGCAAAAAUUUGAAUGGAGGGUGCAUCAGUCAGUUUUCUCCGUGGGCUGAAGGGACUAAGUGUGGACAUCGCAGCUGGUGUUACAAAAGAGAAUGCAUUGCGGAAGAUCGAAGACAGUUUACUCCCAUUGAUGGCGGUUGGGGUUAUUGGCAACCCUGGGGUGAAUGCAGCAGAACGUGUGGGGGUGGAAUAAAAAAAUCUGUAAGAUACUGCGACUCACCGACUCCUGAAAAUGGGGGAAAUUACUGCACAGGAAAAAGCGUUCAAUAUAAAUCCUGCAACACAAACGAUUGCGAAGAAACUGCAAGGGACUUUAGGGAGAUCCAGUGCGCCCAAUAUAAUGGCAUCACGAAAGGUCUGCCCAAUUUAACGCAAGACGUUCAGUGGAUACCCAAGUAUGGAUUAGGGUCUCCGGGACGCGUGGAAGACUACUGCCGGCUCUACUGUAAGCCGCAUCAUUCGGCCGCUUAUUACGCUCUUAAAGACAAAGUUCUGGAUGGCACCAAGUGCGGCAAAUCUGGAUUCGAUAUUUGCGUCAAUGGAAUGUGUAGGCCGGGGGGGUGUGAUAAUUAUCUGGACUCAAAGAGUCAAUUCGAUGAAUGUGGUGUUUGUGGAGGCGAUAACAGCCAAUGUCGUGAAGUGGCCGGAACUUACAACAACACUGCGGAUCAAGUCAGUUACAACAUGGUGGUUCGGAUUCCCAAAGGCAGUUCGAAUGUUAAAGUUACUCAACACAGUUAUGGAAUCGACGAAAAUUUCCUGGCCCUUAGAGAUGGAGAAACUGGACAAUACAUUCUGAAUGGGAACCAAAUGCUGAUGACUCAAGAGGUGGAAGUGGAAUAUGGCCCGAUGAUUAUCAAGUACAGUGGCAGCAAUGCUAAAACUGAAUGGAUAUCGACGUUGAAAACGAAAAAACUGCACAAAGACCUGGUGGUGGAGGUUUUAUCAAUAAAGAACCUAUCGCCUCCGGACAUCACGUACCAUUACGUAAUCCGUAAAGAUGCCGCUCCUAGGUCGUCCAGGUACCACACGCUCGAAGAUCCCGAAAAAAGUUACGGUUGGCGGCUGUAUCAGAAGAACUGGUCGACUUGCUCUUCCAUCUGCGAGGGCAUCCAGUAUCGGAAGCCCACUUGCGUGAAGCUGAUUAAUGGACAUGUAGCUGAUAAAAGCUACUGCGCUCACAAUGACGUUGAAAGCGCUACAGAGAAACGCCAAUGCAACAAACACUGCAGCUUGACCUGGCACAUUGAGUCCAGAAGCGCCUGUUCUCCACAUUGUGGAAAAGGAUAUCGGCACGUGUAUUACAAGUGCAUAAAACUAGGGAAGAAUAACCAAACGAAUAUACAGGACGUGCACACUCAGCACUGUAACGUGCUGCCGAAGCCUCCUAGUACGGAAAUUUGCUACACUUCGUGCAAUUCUACCAGAUGGGAUUAUUCCAAUUGGUCGGAAUGUUCCCAAACUUGCGGAGGAGGGACUCAAACGCGAUCGGCAAAGUGUGUGGAUGAAAACAACAUGCCCAUCGAUGAUGCCCAUUGUAGCAGCUCCGAGAAAAUUGUGAAGCAAAUCUGCAACAUCGAAGAAUGUCCCGAUUGGAUUGUUGGAGAAACAUCUGCGUGUUCAGUACCGUGCGGUGGUGGUUACCAAAACACGACGUACUAUUGCGUACUAACUGGUCGCAUCUACGACGCAAUGGCUUGCGAUCAAAGAACAAAACCUCCAAGUUCCAAAAAAUGCAACGAACAUGCUUGUGGCCGAUGGGCAGCCAGCGACAGUUUCCAUCGUUGCUCAGUCACAUGUGGAGAAGGCGUGGAGAGAAGAAGAUUUGUCUGCAAGAAGUUUGAUACUGAAGAAAUCCUGGAUCAAGAGUACUGUCGCGGCAUUCGGCUGCCCAGAGAAGAAACCCGAAAGUGCUUCAAAGAGUGCGAUAGAAUGGUUCCCUAUCCGACAUACGAUAAGCAACGAUACAUUGUAAAUGAGAACAGCGUCUAUGAUCGUUACGAUAGAUACAAGGUGUUCCAGUGGGUGGCUGGCAAUUGGAGCGAGUGUUCGCAAACAUGCGAUGGUGGGACGAGCACGCAAACGUUCCACUGUCGGAACGAUCUCGGAGAAGAAAACCACUUGAUGUGUGAUCGGUACCAGAAGCCGCAAAACGUUAUCCGAUGCAACAACCAUCCAUGCCCGAAGUGGAAGGUGGGCGAUUGGAGUCCGAACUGUGACUCGCAAUGCGAAAGACAUCGACAAGUCCGCUGUAUGGACGAUAAAAUGGCAACUUUCAGCGAUAACCAAUGCGAAAUGAAACACCGACCACAAGACUCCUUAAAGUGUCCCUUAGUUGAAUGUCCUGAUGCUGCGAGCAGCAUAAGCAGGAACUAUUUCGAUCCGAAGGAAAAUGACGAGAACAGAUUCAGAUGGAAGGUUGGAGCGUGGAAGCAGUGCUCCACCAAUUGCGGAAAAGGCACCCGUAAGCGCAUUAUUGAGUGUGAGGAUACACUCAAUAAUUCCCCAGUGGUCGAUUCAAUUUGCAGACAUAAGCAAAGACCCAAAAACUCAAAACCGUGCGAACGGUACCAGUGCAAGUUCACGUGGAUCGAAGGACCAUGGGAUACAUGUUCAGCUACUUGCGGGCAUGGAACCAAAACUCGAAAUGUUACCUGCCACAAAGUGCAUUUGGGAGGCGUUGUGGAUCCGAUUCCUUUGGCCGAAAGCCAACAUCGGAUGAUGCACAAAAGCUACUGCGACAUGUACACUAGACCAUCCAGCAGCAGUAAAUGCCUGUUGAGCCACUGCGGAGAUGAAUAUAUGUGGCAAGCUGCCGAAUGGAAGCCUUGCACUCAUGCCUGCGGACGAAAAGGACGGCAAUUUAGAGUGCUGAAUUGCAUCAGCGUGCGUACCAAACAAAAAGUACCGCGCCACUUCUGCCCGAAGAGCUUGCGGCCGAUAAAGAAGCGAAAGUGCAACCAGUGGCGAUGCUUGUAUAAGAGCUGUAAAGAAAUCAAGGACUACAUGCGCACAAAGGAAAACAGAGAUUAUCUAAUUACGCUGCACGGUAGAACUGUUAGUGUGUACUGUUACAAGAUGGACACUGCGGAUCCUCAAGAAUACAUCAGCUUACACGCUGACAAGGAGAACUAUGCUGAAAUUAAUAACCGAAGGUUAAUGAAUUUAACAACGUGUCCUUAUGGUGAAGAGAAUCAGGAAAACUGCCCGUGCAACUUGAGGAGUCCGCAAAAGUCUGGAGUCACUCGCUUUUGGAAAGUGCGACUGAAUACAACAUCCCUGGAAAUUAUAGGAGAUGAUUUUACUUUUUCUACCCAAGUGAAUGGCACCCGAAUUGCGUAUGGUACAUCUGGAGAUUGUUACAGUCGCUACCCAAAUGGGUGCCCGCAAGGACGAUUUUCCGUCGAUCUAACCCAUACAUCGUUCAAGAUUGCCAAUUAUGUGAGAUGGAAGAACACUGGACGAUAUCCGUCCAGUCAAAUUUAUCGGCCGUCGAGCACAUUAAUUCAGGGGAUUUGCGGUGGCUUCUGCGGCGAAUGCGUGCCAGAUCCUCAAUAUGGAGGCCUCAAAGUGGAAAUAACUUAGCUAGCAAUCGCUAGCAGUGAGAAAUGGUAAAACCAACUCGAAGGACGGUGAAAUGAUUAAUUAGAAGCACCAAAAAGAGUGAGAGAAAAAGUAUUAUAGCCAUGUGAGGUUACAUAAAGGCAGGCCGUUUAUGUAUUUAAUAUUUCUAUCAAUUUGGAGAAGUUUUACAAGAAAAAAUGGGAUUUAUCAGUGCAGCAAAAUCACCAUUAGUGAGUGGAUUGAUUUGAGUGUGGAGGAUUUGUAUCUAAACGGGCCUUAAGUUGGAUUUGUAAAGUUUGUAAAUCGGUUUUUUAGCUGGAAUUUUUAAACGCUAGUAUGGCAGCUUCAAAUGAUAUGAAGAUGGUCUAAUGAAGAAAAAAAAGUUGUGAAAUGUUGACUCGCUUUAACGGAUUUAAUUGUUUUUACUGAAAUAAAUUAAAACUACAAUGCAUUUUGUAUAAAAAAGAUUGAGAUAAAUAAUAGAUAAAAAAACAAAUACAAAAAUAAAUCCAGCUUUUGGUUGUCACUCCUCCGUUUCAAAUCUGUCUGUAGUAACUGCCUAAAAUAUUAAUCCUAAAAUUUAUUCGUAGCGAUUUUACCAUGCAUUUAUUUUUUAAUUAAACGUUCUUUAAUAGGCGAAAAGGUGAUAUCUUCAUUGGAGGCAUUGCACAGAUUAUUAAUAUGAAGACAGAUUUAAUUUUAGUGUAAUAGUAGAGUCACACUAAGGCAAGCAAUAUUUGCAGAAAAUACUCAAGUGGAACAAGGAACAAAAAAUCCUAAUUCAUGCAUUGGAAAGGAAAGAAGCACUACAGAUUAGCUUCUUGUGCUCCUUUUCUAUCUAAUAAUGCUUACAGAGUGUCCCUUCUGUACACCUUUAAAAAGAAAAUAGCAUAUAUUUUCCUUCCAUACACCCUGUAUAAGCUUGCCUGGAGCCUUAGUUCAAGUGCCUUUACCUUACCCAAUUAAAUUUAAAGCCAUAAUAGCUGGAAAAUUAAUUUGUAAAACACUUUUUCCAGAUUUAAAUUGGAUAGAUGUAGCGGAGAUGCCUUAUGUUUAAGUAUGUCCACAAUGGUAUUAUAUUGUUUAAACUGCCAAAACAAUUAAUGUACAAAUCCGUAUUGCUCUGCACCUCAUAUUGAGGUGAUACUUAAUUUAGCUGAAAUUGUAUGUAUAAUAAUAAAAUAUUUUAAGUGUUAAUUUAUAUAACCAAUGUUCGAGUACAGGGCGAUUGUGUUGAAAGCUGACACAGAAAAUCGGCAUUCUGCAACACCCUGUAUAUAAAGAACAUUAUUUCUGCCAUGACAAAAUGUCUCGAUUAUAUAGAUUUUUUUGUUGUUGCCAUACUUAUUUAUUUUUAACCGCGUAUGGUUCAUGAUGUCCGUAAUAGUUGGACUAGGCUUGGACUUAAUCGAGUAAAACCACAGUAAAAAAAUACAUGUAAUAAACAUACCAAAGGAAUUGAAAAUGUCCAAUACAUACACUAUCAUGAACUAAACGUGUUUUUUUCUUUUUAGUUAAUUGCGACUUCAAUAUCGACAUUGUUAAAAGGGGCUACUUAUUUAAGAUACAACGAAGAACGUUGAUAUAUUGCUAAUGAAUGGUCCCUUUAAUCAAUCGUAUACUAAUUUAAAGUGUAAUUCAGCCAUACUGCCACGUGUACAUAAUUGUAAAAUAUUUAUUUUAUUUUUAAGAAUAUAAAACACAAUUUUUCGACUGGUAAAUUUGAAACUAUAAUUGAAAAAAAUCGGCUUUUCAGUUGCCAAAUAUGUUUCGUUUUUUUCUUUUGCAAGUAAAUAUGGCAGCUUUUUAUUCGCAUUUGUUAUUACUAUUGUAAAGACUGUUAAACUACUAAAAAUGCUAAUAUAUAUCAAACAAGAAUUAA
Messenger RNA from Dendroctonus ponderosae (mountain pine beetle), 7496 nucleotides. RefSeq names its product A disintegrin and metalloproteinase with thrombospondin motifs 9. Gene Ontology annotation, biological process: extracellular matrix organization; proteolysis. The record is from RefSeq and is a predicted model, not a curated record. The transcript has 35 exons. Gene Ontology annotation, cellular component: extracellular matrix. Gene Ontology annotation, molecular function: metalloendopeptidase activity; zinc ion binding. NCBI's taxonomy places the organism in Eukaryota, Metazoa, Arthropoda, Insecta, Coleoptera, Curculionidae. Bases 257 to 5635 code for a protein of 1792 amino acids.